AUGGCCAAGCUGGCCCCCGCGUGCACCACCCUCUCGGCGCGCCCCGCCAUGCUGGCGCUGCUGUUGUGUAUGGCAGGGUCGGUGUACCUGCUGCAACUAGAGCUGCCGCAAGACAGCGCAUCGCUCGACGAUGCUCUUCACGACGCCCAUUCGCACGCCAACAAAGGGUACGGUGUCGCAGCAGCUGGGCUUCUUCCACGGAGAGGCACGCGGGGGGUGGCAAGCAGGGACUGCCGGCAGUCGCGCGACCGCUCGAGCUGUUCUGGAGAGCAUUACGGAGAGAGUAGAGAGGAAGAAUUGCUGGAAGCAUCAGUGGAGCCAGGGCACCUGCGAGCUGGGCAGGAUGGAAUUACUGCCUCAAGUGGGAGUGGGCAGGAAACGGGGGAUAGCAGCAAGUUUGGGGAAGGGCCAGCGGCAGCUAGCCAUGCUGGUAGGCAAGCGCAAGGCGCAGCGCCUCUCUGGCUUAGGGAGCCUGGCCGCAAGGGGGGGAGUGUAACUGGCAGUGCCACCAGUGGCCAUCAGCAACGAGCGCAGACUGAUGGUAUAGGAAAGGUGCACGGUAGAGCUAGUCAAAAGUCAACGGGUGUACAUGUUGGCUCGGAAGCAGUUGGGUCCACCGUUGUGGGUCCAACGGGUGAGCAAAAUCAAGUGACACGGAAGGAAGCUACUACAGAGUCAGGGCCCGCAGCACAGAGCUCAAGGGGUAGGAGCAUUCGCGGGCUGCAGGCGCAGGUGCAGCAGUGCAUUGUAGAGAGGGGAGGCGGCUUGCGCGCGGAGGCGGUGCUGGGGGAUCCCUGCAAGGUCCGCGUGAUGCACCCGCCUGGGGUGGCAGCUACAUGGGCGGACAGCAGCGGGGCGCAAAAGGAUGCGCGCGAGGUGGAGCUGGACGUGUGUGCGGUGGCGCGCUACUGGGCGGUGCUGCGCAACAGCAGCUUGGUCCUCACCAAGGAGUACCUUGAUGCACACAACGCCACAGCCGCAGUCAUGCACCGCAUGCGCCGCCACAAGAGCGACCCCGAUUCCUGGUGUCGCCCCAAGCGGUGCCUGCACAUUCUGCGCAGCCAGCUCCCCGACCGGCCGCCCUUGCCCCCCGGCUACUUCCCGCGGUGCGCUGUGGUGGGCAACUCGGCGGAUCUGCUGCACACGCGCUUCGGCCCCGAGAUCGACGGCCACGACGCAGUGUUCCGCAUGAACGCCGCGCCGACGCGUGGCUUCACCGCGCACGUGGGCGCCACGACGACGUUCCGCGUGGUGAACAACCGGGCGUGGGCGGUGGGCCUGGGGGCCGUCAGCGAAAGCGCGGCCGAAGUGCUGGUGGCGCAUGGGCUGUUCCACCCGGAUAUCUUCCAGGAGCUGCGCUACGGCCUGCCGCGCAAGAACAACGCCACCAGCGGGUUUGCCCAAGAAGAAGAGGAAGGGGAAAGCCGGGGGGGAAAGGAGGGCGCCGGCGGAAACGGGACGAGCCUCGACGAUGAUCUGCGGGACGAAAAUGCUUUCGGGUCCAAUUUGAAUCGAAGCUUGGGUAAACAAAGUAUGAGGUUGGGCCGGAACGGUACAAGAAACGGGGGAACUACUGGUGAGAAGUCUGGCGGGCUAGAGUCGGACGGCGAGGAGAGCGGUCCCGGCGAGUGGGGUCCGCCGCUGGCCAACCCGGUGCUGUUCCUGGACGGGGCAGCCGCGGGCGCGGGCGCGGCGGAGGGCACGGGCUUCCGCGCGCUGCAGCUGGCAGCGAGCGUGUGCGGUGCCGUCAGCCUGUACGGGUUCAGCGUGGACGUGGGGUACGCGCGCUGGGGCAAGUACUUCACGGCCCGCGACGGGCCGGGCCACGCGCCGCUGCGGGGGGUCAUGUACUACCAGGCGCUCGAGUGCCUCGGGGUCGUGUCCCUGCACUCCGCCGCCCGCUCAUCUCGCUCGCACGUGGCUCCACCUCCGCCGCUUCUUGCCGAUGUCCUUGCGGCGGUGCAGUCCGCCGAAAUUUCGAGACCGCCCUCGUCAUGCAGCCGUUGGGCGGCCGCAUUCACACCGCGGUCUCGCACCCGCACCUCAUGCAAUAGCCCCGUUGCGCUGCCGCUCAAGCCGGCCGCGAUGCGUGCUGCCAAGUUUGACGUGAUCGCGGGCCUGCACGUGCACGCCGGCAACAUGAGCGGCCUCUUGCGACCGCUUCGGGAGGACAACGGCGCAUCCGUAACGCGCUCCGCAAGCAUGCAAGAGGCCAUCCAUUCAGCAGCCUUGGAUGAUGCCCUCACCGACCUCAUCGAGAAGGACCUGCCUCGUGGGAGAGUGCAAAAAGCAGUCGACAUUGAACCGGGGCGGCUGCUACCGGUAACACGCUACUUGGAGCAUUUUGAUUGGACGCACCACGUGUGCGUCAUCAGACUUCCUGAAAAAAGCAACCGUAGAGCGUACGGAGACUUUGACGGCAUCAGCCACGGGCGAGAAAAGGCGGACCUACAACAGGUACUUGGACCGGAGGGCGGCGCCCGAAAGGACAACAAGACCCGACUCGGCACAACAUAUGGAAGUUCUGCGGAGGGCAGUCAAAACUUUGAUACAGUUAGCUUAGGUUGGCUGGUGCAUUACCAACCCAACUUGUGUUAGUGGACUAGUUGCUCGUGGACUUGGAAGGUUCAUUCAUGCAUCGACUAGCAGGGUUGGAUGUAAAAAGAGACUACCCAUGUCGUAAAAUCUCAAAAGCAUAUGAGACACCGUUACAACGCGUGAAUGUGGGGUGGCUGCGAACUCACAGGAAGCGGCACCGGAGUUGUGAACACUUUGCAAUAUGUUUGUGAGUCGAUCAAACGUUGAAACGUGUAGUCGUAUAAGGCAGCUGAGCCCAUAAAAAACAAGCUCGCAAAUCUAAUCAGUACGAGACAGAGGCAGACUUGUGUUGAUUGCGACUUGUAGAGCAACACAUUUGCUUGCGCGCAACUAGUUGAAACCGC
Klebsormidium nitens is the source of this 2942-nucleotide messenger RNA. Lineage: Eukaryota; Viridiplantae; Streptophyta; Klebsormidiophyceae; Klebsormidiales; Klebsormidiaceae. The record is from the annotation of a GenBank genome assembly.